GGGGCAAAAGGAAGAAGCCCAGAGAUUGUUUAUGGCUUUGGAGAAGCUCCCCUGCUCCUCUCCUCUGUUUCUCUCUGUUGCUCUGUUACUCUUUAUCUUUCUCUGAUGGAUUCCAUUUGUUAUCUGGAGAAGUGCUUGAGAGGAAACUAAGAUUUGGUUUUCUUAGUUUUGUUUUUCAGAGUUGUUGGAGUUUGCUUUGUGUUGUGUGUUUUAGCUGGAAGGAUGUCUGGCAAGGAAGAGUUUCUGAAGAUUCAGACUUGUGUUCUUAAGGUGAAUAUUCACUGUGAUGGAUGCAAGCAGAAGGUGAAGAAGUUGCUGCAAAAGAUUGAUGGGGUAUACACAACCUCCAUAGAUGCAGAACAGGGGAAGGUGAUAGUCUCAGGGAAUGUGGAUCCUGCCACUUUAAUCAAAAAGCUUGGCAAAGCUGGCAAGCAUGCAGAGCUUUGGGCUUCCUCUAAGGGUGGCAACAAUCCCCACUUCAUCCUCAAUAAUCAGUUCCAGAAGCUCCAACUUGACAAUAAUGGCAAGGGUCCUCAGAAAGACCAUGGAAAACCACAGAAAGGUGGUGGUAAUGGUGGCAAAGAUCAAAAGGUAGGACAACAACUUCCACAACUUGACCAGCAAAAGCAGCAGCUUCUACUGCAACAGUUGAAAGGGUUCAAAGAUGUGAAGCUUCCUAAUCUCAAAGACCUUAAGUUGCCUUUUGGCAAGGAUCCUAAGGCUGUUAAGUUUAAUAUGCCAGCAGAUGAUGAGGGGAGUGACUACGAUGAGUUCGAUGAUGAUGAUUAUGAUGAUGAAGAUGACUUUGAUGAUCUUGACGGUCUUGAUGAACUUGAGGAGGACCUCAAGGCUGGCAAGAUGAUGAAACCUCCUGGUGGUGGUGGUGGUGGUGGUGGUGGUCAUCAGUUUCAGGGAAAUCCAAUGGGAAAUGACAAGAAGGGGAAUGGAGCAAAUGGCAAGAAAGGUGAUGCUGCUCAGCCUCAGAACAAGAAUGAUGGGAAGAAGAAUGGAAAUGGAAAUGUAAAUGGCAAUGGAAACCAGAACAAGAAUGGAGGGAAUGGUAGUGCUAAUAAUAAUAAAGGCAAUCAAAACAAUAACAACAACAACAAUGGUGGCAAGAAGGGAGGUGGUAACAAUGGUGGUGGUGGUGGUGGGAACCAACAUCCAAACAUGAUGAUGAUGAACCAAAUGGGGAAUCAUCACUUGGGAGCCGCUGCUGCUGUGCAAGGCCUUCCGGCCAACGCCGUGCCACCGGGGUACUUACAAGGGGGAAUGUUAGGUGGUGCACCACCGGAGGUGAUCGCGGCCGCUAAUCCGUAUCAACAACAACAAUACAUGGCUGCAAUAAUGCAACAAAGAAUGAUGAAUGGCGGUGCCGGAGGUUAUGAUCCUCGGAUGUAUCCUCCGAUGAGUUAUGGCAGACCAAUGCCGCCGCCUCCCGGCAUGGCUUACAUGGGGCCACCACCACCACCUCCCGGUGAGCCUUACACUCACUUCUUCAGUGAUGAGAACACAAACAGCUGCUCUAUAAUGUGAUACUUUUGCAUGGCAUUGCUUCUUGUUUGUGUUCACAAAUACCAGAGAAGCAAUUCAACAAGCAAAAGAAUGACUACUGCUUGCAUAGCAUAUACAUGAACAAUGAAUGAAUGGGUUUUAGUUUUUCUUUUUCUCUUCAUUUCAAGAAGAGUUUUUUUUUUUUUUGGCUUGAAGGUGGAGUAAUUAGGCAAAACUAUAAUUAUGUUUUCUACUAUAGUUUUCUUCCUGAGUUGUAAUGGAAGCUGGAGAGGAUCUUUCUAGCUUUCAAGGUCUUGUGUCAAUAUAUGUUUCAUAAGUUGGGGUAAGAAAAAAAAACAAGAAGUUGAUGAUAAUGAUGAUAAUAAUAAGUAGCAUUAUAUCUGAU
Molecule: messenger RNA, 1900 nt
Organism: Dioscorea cayenensis subsp. rotundata (Guinea yam)
Lineage: Eukaryota; Viridiplantae; Streptophyta; Magnoliopsida; Dioscoreales; Dioscoreaceae
Product: heavy metal-associated isoprenylated plant protein 32-like
Exons: 3
Coding region: 223-1536 (437 amino acids)
Molecular function (GO): metal ion binding
Source: RefSeq, a predicted model, not a curated record